Molecule: messenger RNA, 1122 nt
Organism: Balaenoptera acutorostrata (minke whale)
Lineage: Eukaryota; Metazoa; Chordata; Mammalia; Artiodactyla; Balaenopteridae
Product: keratin-associated protein 10-3-like
Cellular component (GO): keratin filament
Source: RefSeq, a predicted model, not a curated record
AUGGGGGACGCUGGUGCGGCUCCGAUUCCAGAAGUCACAGGGCCGCUGGGUCACCGUCAGCCUCCAGCUGAGAAGGAGCUUCCUGAACUGAGUCACUGCCACUGGAAACCCCAGGAAGAGACCCGAGUGGGGGACGAGGAGGAAAGACAACAGGGGCUCCUGCGGUGCCCCCCGCGUGGCUCUGCUGUGCUGGCCGGCCUGCAGCUGCCCGUCCCCGUGCUGCCCAGUGGCCUCCGGCUGCAGCCCAGCCUGCCGUGUGCCCAGCCCCUGCCAGGCAUCCUGCUGCGUGCCCCCACCACCCCCACCACGGCCGCGUCCACCCCGUCCGUCUGCUCCAGUGCCCUGAGCUACGAGCGGCCCUGCCUGCCCGGUCCCUGCACCGGCUCCUGCUGGCAGGUGGACGACUGCCCAGAGAGCUGCUGCGAGCCCCCCUGCCACGCCCCCAGAGGCUGCGCCCCGGCCCGCCUGACCCUCGUCUGCACCCCAGUGAGCUGUGUGUCCAGCCCCUGCUGCCCACCAGCCUGCACCAGCCCCUGCACGGCCCUGUGCUGCCAGCAGUCUAGCUGCCAGCCCUCCUGCUGCACCUGCUCCCCCUGCCAGCAGGCCUGCUGUGUGCCCGUCUGUCGCAAGCGUAUCUGCUGCACACCUGUCUGUCGCAAGUGUAUCUGCUGCACACCUGUCUGUUGCACACCUGUCUGCUGCACACCUGUCUGCUGCACACCUGUCUGCUGCGAGCCCGUCUGUUACACACCUGUCUGCUGCACACCUGUGUGCUGCGAGCCUGUGUGCUGCAAGCCCGUCUGUUACACACCUGUGUGCUGCGAGCCCGUGUGCUGUGACGCCGCCCCCUGCUCAGGCCCCUCACGCUGCCAGCCCACCCCCUGCCCCUCGUCCUGCUGCAGACCCCCCUCCUCCACAUCCCUGCUCUGCCGCCCCGUAUGCUCCCGCCUGCUGCGUCCCCGCCUCGGGCACGUCCUGCAGCUGACCGGGCACGUCCCCCCAGGGCCAGCCAGGUGCUAUGGGCCACCCCCACCUCUGCCAUUGCCAGCCACCGGCCACCCUCAGGAUUUAACCCAGCACGAGCUGCGGUCUACACCUCUACAUGAAUGUGAGCUGACCUAG